AUGGCGGCAAGCCCAUAUGCUCAAUGUGUCAACGACGAUCACUGGCCCUCGAGCAUUGCGUCUACACGCUACACCAAGACGCUUCAUGAGCGCAUCCGUAAGCUGGAACAGGCUUGCACCUUGCGCGGCAUCGACAUCAACACCCUCGAAGCCACUGUGCACGACGUCCAUGGGUCCGCUGCGGACAACAUCUCAUCCGCCGCUAGGGGAAACCGGGACUUUACCGUACCAGACGCCUCCACCAUGGAAACAUCCGACGACCAAGCAGCAGAGGCGGCAGCCCAGCUGCCAUCGCCGUACUCAUCUGUUGGCGUCGACAGCUCCAGCGAGGCCAGGCGGGUGACGGCCAUGGGCACCAUCCUCGCCGAGGAUGACCUGGAGGACUCGCCCAACAAUCCGGCAGAGCCGGACUUCUACGGCAGCUCCUCGGCCGUUGCGUUCCUCAAGGAGGCCUACAGCGCGAUGAAGUCGGUCCCUGCACGAGUCCAGUCGUCCACGCCAUUUCGGACCCAGCAGGCUUUGCCAUCCUUCUCGACGCCGUCUUCUCUGUACGCCGACUUUGACAAGUUCCUUUUACCCCCUCGCCCGUUCGCCGAUUACCUUCUUCAACUGUACUUUCAGAGAGUACACUACCUCUAUCCCGUAUUCCACAGACCGGCCUUCGAAAGAGCCUACGAAUCCCUCUGGCAACCGACAACCUCAGCAGCCGCAACAGCGGCAGCCGCCACAUCCGGAGCAGGAGAAACGGACUUCCGCGGCGUAGGGCUGGGCUGCUCCCCCGGCGCGGACGCCGCCACGAUCGUCUUCCACAGCGCCCUCAACUCCAUCUUUGCGCUCGCCUGCAACUUUGCGGACCUCACCUGCGCGGAAAAGGCAAAGAGCAUCGAGGUCUUUCUGCUGCGGAGCCGCAAGUGCCUCAGCGUCGAUCUGCUCGAGAAGAACAACCUCGGCGUCGUGCAGACGCUUUUGCUGUGCGGGCUGGUCUUUCAGGGGACGCCGUUUCCUGAUCGGUGCUGGAAUGCUGUUGGGAUCGCGUGUCGGAUUGCGCAGGGGCUUGGGCUUCAUAUGGAUGUUGUGGCGGCGCGGGAUAUGGGGGCCGGCGGGGCGGGGGAGGAGGAGGAGGAGGAGGAGGAGGAAGGGUUUACGUUGGAGAUGGAUGUUAGGCAGCGGACGUGGCAGGGUUGUGUCGUUCUCGAUACGUCCUAUUCAGGCGCAGACCAGAGUCUCGAGCAGCCCAAGCUAGAGUUCAUCACCCAAAGCUUCAAGCUGAGCCUGAUACUCGGAAACAUCCUCUCACAAGUCUACCAGCCGUGGCGGAACCGUCAUCCCACCCAGAGAGCAAGUUGCGGCACGCGGGGAGGGGGAGGAGUAGGAGGACUGAGCUUUGACGCCAUUGUUGAGCUCGACUCCAAAUUAACCGACUUUGAAGACUCGGUACCGCCGCUCCUAUCGUGGGGACCCGAGUCUGAUGCCUCUGUGCUGGACGGGGCCUCGUCUCCAGACGACCUCCGUAUCCUCGCGACGCAGAAGCACGUUCUGCACGCAAGGUUCUUGUAUCUCCGCCUCAUGCUUCACAGACCGAUCCUCACAGAUCUCUCGGCUGCAUACGCCCGACCUCAUCGGGAUGCUACCGGUGGCCCGUCAACAGAAGCACCGCCUAGGUCGCAGGGUAAGGGCCUCAGGGCCCCGUUCCUGACGGAGUGUGCUAGGGUGUGUGUGGACGCGGCCAUGCAGCUCAUUGAUCUGGUGCAGGGCUCGUAUCAGACGGACACGACGGGGGCGUGGUGGUGGAAUAGCUUGUAUGCCUGUGCCGCCGGCUUAGUCCUGAUCGUCUGCCGCCUCUGUCCGCGCCUCUGGACGGGGCUGGACCACGCGGCAACGUCCGCGUCGUGGGAGAAGUGCCAGAGCAUUCUGCUGGGCAUCGCUGCCUUCAGCGUCUCGGCUCGCAAGUCGCUGGAUCUACUGCGCAAGAUUGACGGGGCUGUCACGCAGUUACAAGCAGGUGAGAACAUGCCGAGGGAACCAUCGGGACAGCAGAUUGACUCCGAGAUGAAUUGCGCGAGGUUGGCGGAGAGCUGGUCGCUCCCGGCAAAUAUCGAUGUCUCACUGCUUCUUGAGCCUGAUCCCAUGUCUUUCUUUCGCGGGUGGGAGGUGAUGGGUUACGAGGCUUCGAGCUCUGGAUAG
Messenger RNA from Colletotrichum fioriniae, 2184 nucleotides. RefSeq lists its product as uncharacterized. The record is from RefSeq and is a predicted model, not a curated record. NCBI's taxonomy places the organism in Eukaryota, Fungi, Ascomycota, Sordariomycetes, Glomerellales, Glomerellaceae.